Molecule: messenger RNA, 1535 nt
Organism: Hibiscus syriacus
Lineage: Eukaryota; Viridiplantae; Streptophyta; Magnoliopsida; Malvales; Malvaceae
Product: CBL-interacting serine/threonine-protein kinase 20-like
Exons: 1
Coding region: 112-1410 (432 amino acids)
Biological process (GO): signal transduction; protein phosphorylation
Molecular function (GO): ATP binding; protein kinase activity
Source: RefSeq, a predicted model, not a curated record
UAGUGAAAACCCAGAAAAAUACAAAUUCCCAGAAGCUGGAUAGUUUUCUUCAUUGAUUCAGUGUGUAGAAUCUUCAAAGAUCAAAUUUUUGUAGCAGUGAGGAAGACAACAAUGGAGAAGAAAGGCACGGUAUUGAUGCAGAGGUUCGAGUUGGGUCGAUUACUCGGGCAAGGCACAUUCGCCAAGGUUUACCUUGCAAAGAACCUAACAACAGGCCAAAGCUGUGCCAUUAAAGUCAUCGACAAAGAGAAGAUAAUGAAAGGAGGUUUAAUCGAUCAAAUCAAGCGCGAAAUCUUUGUCAUGCGCCUCGUUAAACACCCCAACAUCGUUCGACUAUACGAAGUAAUGGCCAGCAGGUCGAAGAUAUAUUUCGUCAUGGAAUAUGUCAAAGGCGGUGAGCUUUUCAACAAGGUCGCUAAAGGGAAACUCAAGGAAGACGACGCCCGACGAUAUUUCCAGCAAUUAGUCGCGGCCAUCGAUUAUUGUCAUAGCAGAGGCGUUUAUCAUCGGGAUUUAAAGCCCGAGAAUCUCCUCCUCGACGAAAAUGGGAAUCUGAAGGUGUCGGAUUUCGGGCUGAGUGCGUUCAAAGAAUCGAGCAGACAAGAUGGGCUGCUUCACACCACAUGUGGAACACCGGCUUAUGUUGCGCCCGAAGUGAUAAACUACAAAGGCUAUGAUGGAGCCAAGGCUGAUAUUUGGUCAUGUGGGGUAAUUCUUUACGUUUUGUUAGCUGGUUUUCUUCCCUUUCACGAUUCCAAUCUCAUGGGAAUGUAUAGGAGGAUUUCCAGAGGUGAAUUCAAGUGCCCACAAUGGUUCACUCCUGAAGUUAAGAAGCUUCUUUCCAGGAUUCUCGAAGCUAAUCCAAUUCGAAGAAUCACAGUGGCUAAGCUCAUGGAGAAUUCUUGGUUUAAGAAAGGAUAUAAACAUAUUGAUCAUACCCCGCCAUCAUCCCCUCAAACUCGUAUUCUAGAUCCGUCGAUUACCGACUUUAGUGCUGGUUUUGAUGACGAAGCAGGCCUUAUUAAGCCGAGUUGUUUUAAUGCUUUCGACAUCAUAUCCCUUUCGCAAGGUUUUGAUUUAUCCGGUUUGUUCGAGAAAGAUUCGAAUUAUUCACGGUUCACAACUAAAAAACCGGCCACGGAUAUCGUUUCUAAAUUCGAACAAAUAGCUCGGACGGAGAGUUUUCGCAUGAAGAACAAGGGUGGGAAGGUGAAAUUGCAGGGUGUAAAGGAAGGGAGAAAGGGACAGCUUGGUAUAGAUGCGGAGAUAUUUGAAGUGACACCGUCGUUUCAUGUGGUGGAGUUGAAGAAAACAACAGGGGAUACUUUGGAGUAUAAGAACUUUUGUAACACAGAAUUGAAACCGUCGCUGAAAGAUAUAGUGUGGGCUUGGCAAGGAAGUGAUCAGUAGCAGCAAGAAAUUGUAAGCCUGUGAUGACUGCCAAAAAGGGAACUUCGUACCCUCUUUGAGUUCCAAUUUCGUUUUCUUGUCUUUUAGGUUUGGUUUCUGUCUAAUUAAUCUCCAGAUUCUGAAAA